Molecule: messenger RNA, 606 nt
Organism: Histoplasma capsulatum G186AR
Lineage: Eukaryota; Fungi; Ascomycota; Eurotiomycetes; Onygenales; Ajellomycetaceae
Exons: 3
Coding region: 1-606 (201 amino acids)
Source: RefSeq, a predicted model, not a curated record
AUGACCAAGCAGGGGAAUAAUAGAACCGGCUGUCCUUAUAUGAGCCGAAAGCACAAGGCUUCCAAGCACAAAGCCAGAAGAAAAGGGAAGGAAUUCGAGAAGAGCAAUGUAGGGCAGGGCUUCGAGACGAGGAUUGUUGUGGUCGGCGCAGCGCUUGAUAUAGAUAUACGAACCCCCCCAGCCAGAGUCGAGCAGCAGGCUAGGUCUGCACAGCAAGUGAAACCAACCCCAUACUCCCUGAGCCCGAAUCCUCUCCGAGCAGCCUUUGACACUCCCGACAUCAUCGCCGGCGAUGCCAGUGCGCUGAGCCGCAAGACGGUUCAGUCGCAUGCACCCAAUCGCAGGACUUCGUUUCGGUUUCCAGGGCCCUGGUAUCCAAGCUGGGGCAUGGCCCGUAUCUUUCGGGUUGGGGGAUCAAACAAGAUCGCUUUUGAAUACCCUGGUGAAGACUGCUGCGUCAUAUCGCCAGGAGUAACGGAGAAGUUGAGUUUUGAUACAGCCCCCAACAUCCCUCCUCGAGCCAAAGUUGCGUUGAGGGAUGCUUCGUGUCUCUGUAUGAAAGAUACAGCAAACGAUCUAGCUACGAUUCUCGGGUCGGUUCGUUAA